UACACACACACACACACUGCUGCUAUUCAGCGCGCACACUUGACAGGACACUGUUUGUGGUUGAUUUGUUUUUUUCGUAUGACUGACGAGCAUUGUUUCGUCCAGUCAAAGAUCACAUUCAAUUUAAGUGUUUGGAUGCGCGCAAUUCGCUUCAAUUCGCAUGUAAUUCAAUUGAUUAACGUCGGCGACAAUAUGCGCAUUGAUGAAUCAAACCGUCAAACACUUUGAUUAGAAUAGAAAUGCACGCGGCAGUUAUCAUUUUAUUGGUGUAUUUAAUCUAGUGCACCUAAUUUUAUUGAUGCGUCGAUGUUAAGUGCAAACCGCACUCGACUAAAAGAUGCAGGGCAUGUUAAGGGAUGUUUUGCGAAUGGUUAGACCGCUGUAAUUGCGCGUGGGCGUGGGUGGAGUUUGCAAGGGUGCGCGCGAAGAACGUCGCGCGCGGAUUGGUGGAUGCGCGUCGCGACUCGAUUAGGGGGUUUCCCGCUAUAAUCUGCGGGAUAUCAAGCGUUAACGCCGACAUGAUACAUCGCCGGGGGAUGAAACCGAUGUCGAUUUAUGCACAGAUUCGCCAGUUUACGUUUUGUUUUCCUGCCGCUCCCGCGAGGAUUCUCGCUAGGAUCUUGCUAUACGGUCACUUGUAAGCGUCGUCCGACGGGGUUGUGAUGAAAACUCGGCAGGCUGCGUUCUGAAUAUUAAAAAAAGUGUAAAAGUUUAUUUUCAAUCAAAAUUUAACAUUUUGGAUGUUUAACAACUUGAUGGCAUCGACCUUAAACUGCGCUGAUGACAAAGCGAUGAAACUCAGCAUGCAGGAUAAUCACAAAUCGUUUUUAAUUCGUGAUUUGCUCGGUGAUGUUUUGAAUUCAACAAGAAAUCAAGCAGACGAUGCAGAACAUGUGAGUGUUGAUGCGGACGGUGGCGGGUCCGAGACAGAUGGAGAGCGUUUUUACCGAGUUGGCGGCAUCGGCGAUGACAAUGUAGGCGGGCCGGAGGCGGUUGUUGAUGCCACGGCGAAGAGUCGCAAGCCUCGUCGCCGUCGGACGGCAUUCACCCACGCCCAGCUUGCAUUUCUCGAGCGGAAGUUUCGCUGCCAGAAGUAUCUCUCCGUCGCGGAUCGGAGUGACGUUGCUGAUUCGCUUAAUUUGUCUGAAACACAAGUGAAAACUUGGUACCAAAAUAGAAGAACAAAGUGGAAGCGUCAGAAUCAACUGCGACUCGAACAACUGCGUCAUCAAGCGUCAGUUGAGAAGGAGUUGAUUUCCAGCGGCGGAUUGCGUGGUCAGGACGUGCCAUCCUGCUGUCCACAGACAGGUCUGCCGAGGUAUGGCGCACAAAGUCCUUGCUCGUUUCUCACCUCUGCAGCGGCCGCUAUCUUUCAUAACGUAACUUACGUACAUGGAUGUCAAAUAUAAUCAAAUUGAUUUUUCGUUGAUUUUCGUUUUGUACAAAUUGCUUCUAUAAGCUAAGCUUAUUUCGAAUGUAUUGUGAGGUACUAGGUGAGUAGAACUGUUGUCUUGUUACAUUUAUGAUUAUUGUGUAUAAUAAAAUAAAGAAACAAUUA
Molecule: messenger RNA, 1558 nt
Organism: Dalotia coriaria
Lineage: Eukaryota; Metazoa; Arthropoda; Insecta; Coleoptera; Staphylinidae
Product: barH-like 1 homeobox protein
Exons: 3
Coding region: 741-1409 (222 amino acids)
Biological process (GO): regulation of DNA-templated transcription
Molecular function (GO): DNA-binding transcription factor activity, RNA polymerase II-specific; DNA binding
Source: RefSeq, a predicted model, not a curated record